Molecule: messenger RNA, 1478 nt
Organism: Umbelopsis ramanniana AG
Lineage: Eukaryota; Fungi; Mucoromycota; Umbelopsidomycetes; Umbelopsidales; Umbelopsidaceae
Exons: 3
Coding region: 8-1291 (427 amino acids)
Source: RefSeq, a predicted model, not a curated record
AAUUUUCAUGACAUCCACACCGAAGUCUGAUCCUGGAAUCUUCAAUGAUGUUAGAGGAAAAGACACAUUGCUCACCAGCUCUCCUAAAAUACAAAUCAACUCAGUUGAAAAUGAAUUCCCUUAUGACUCUAAGCGUCUCUCUAAAGUUCCCGAGAUUCAUCACUCCAUUGGCAAUAUCCGGAAACUAUCAGCACGGAGAAAGUUAAAAAAGGCUAUUCAAAGUGGUACAAAAGCACUUAGUGUCAAAACUGAUACGUUCUAUUCUACUGGUAUGACCGGUAUGAUGCCCGCUGUCAUGCCUGUGAAGCGUCGGCAGUAUAAUCGUGUAUGGCAUAACCGUCAUAGAUCAGUCUCAAGUUUAUCUUCUAAGGAGAAGAGCGCCUUUGCAUUCAAAGAAAGAACGUUCGUGGCCCUGCAGAUCCUACCAAAUGGUGGAAACGAACGGCUUGUGUUCAUACGCGUUGGUCCAUCUGGUCAACUCCUCAUCAUCCCAUACCCGAUGGAAUUGACCAAAGAGUCGAUUAAAUUUGACCCUGUCCAUUCAUAUUUCUGUGAUCAAGGAGUCGACGUUGGUAAAUUACGCACCAAAUAUCAAAGGCUGCAAACCGUCCUUAAAGGGAUAGACAAAUUAGGCACCUCCAUGUGGCAAGCAAUCGGGAUGGUCGACGACUUGAGCCGCCAGUCAUCGCUUUCCAAUAACAUACAGACUCGGUAUCAAAAUCGUUUAUAUAAUUUUCAGUUGAAGAACAAUGAACAGAAACAAGAAUUAUACAAUCGAGUCCGAUUUGAAAUGCAGUUGUCAGAGCGCGAAACAGCCUUGUCACAAAUGCCUUGUCAACCCACUCCGAUAGACUUUGAUACCCUUAUAACCGACCUCAAAGGUCAGGUGCAAGCGCAGCAGGCUGCCUUGCAGAAGAUCGAAGCAAACAUCAGUGAACACUUGAAAGACAUCUCAAAAUACUCUAAUGAUCUAAAAGAAAUCGACGGUGGUAUACCUGCCAUAGAAGAAUCCGUUGAUCGUGCUUGGCGAGUGACGGGAACCAAAACCCAGCUAGAGCAAUGCCAUCAGCAAUGCAUCUUGAUGGUUCGUCAGCUGAGAGCGGUCAACACUGCCAUGAAUCGACGUGAGGAAAAGCUUUCAAGGUAUCGAAACUGGCUAAAAACUAUGCAAGUCAGAGUAAACGUCAUGACGUUGUCAGGAAGGAAUUCUCAUAUCUGGCAGAAGAGAUGGACUUAUAUUAGCACCAUGGUGGCGAUCUUUUGUAUAUGGCUUGUGUAUUGGCUGAAUUGAUGUGAUGUUCCGGCGAUCAAGGAACUACGAAUAUAUUGUACAUAUUGACGCUACUUUUCCGAACCAAGUGCAUAUGUAAUAGAUGGUUCUGCAUUUUCUUAAGACUUUUAUGCUCAAAGUAGCGGCUGUAGAUUUAACCUUCGAGAUAACUUACAGUAAUAAACUUUAAUGUAAUCGCUUCCUUAAA